Molecule: messenger RNA, 963 nt
Organism: Phragmites australis (common reed)
Lineage: Eukaryota; Viridiplantae; Streptophyta; Magnoliopsida; Poales; Poaceae
Product: probable mediator of RNA polymerase II transcription subunit 26a
Exons: 1
Coding region: 1-951 (316 amino acids)
Cellular component (GO): nucleus
Source: RefSeq, a predicted model, not a curated record
AUGGCUGGGCAGAGCCCGCUCCGCCGGUGGAAGCGCUUCUUCGAGGCGUUCGACGCCAUUGACGCCGCGAUCGAGGCCGCUGACCCGGGCGCCUCCCGCGCAGAGCACUGCCGCGCGAGGGGCGACCUCGUGGAGAUGCUCUGCGACGCCGCAGACGACGACGGCGAGCGCGCGGAGGGGCUCUGCUUGCUGCUGGACGACGCGAUGGCUUUGGCGCUGGAGACGCUGAGGGUGGUGCCCGUGACGCCAGCGAUGCUGACGACCACCAACAUCGCCAGGGCCGUCGGCGACCUGCGGAAGCACGAUUCCGAGCGGGUCCGCUGCCUCGCGCGCGACAUCUUCGGCGGGUGGAGAGCGACGAUCGAGGGCCACCUCUCCACGGUCAGAGCCGCCUUGGAGAAGCUGUCGCAGAUACCGCCGGAGCGCAAGGCGGUCGCCCCUCCCUUCACCGGAGACGUCCGCAACGACCGUGAGUCCACUGUUCUCAAAGCGGACACGAAGCAAGGUACCAAGAUCCCAGAGCCACCCAGGAAGACGUCGCGCGUCGUCGGCAGUGACCGGGCCCGGAGCGAGAAGACGGAGGCUGCACAGCGCAAGCUCCAGGACGGCUACGCCCCCAGCGACCGUGAGUACACAGUUCUUCAAGCGCACAUGAAGCAAGAUACCAAGAUCCCAGAUCUGCCCAAGAAGAUGCCGCCUGCCGUUGCCAGUGGCGGCGGCGACCGCAUCAGGAGCGAGAAGACGGAGGCUGCAAAGCGCAAGCCCCGCGACGGCUACAACAGAGAGGCAGAGGACGCAAAGCGGCAGCGCAAGACACCGGAGGUAGUCGAGCAGAGGCCGCGGAAGACUCAUCCACACCCGAUCAUGAGGGAGAUGGAGUGGAGCCGAAAGAGCUCGACGACCGAGAGGCGCUUCUUGACGUCGUCGUCGGUUCGUAGUCGUAGGGUUUAGGGCUUUGUGAGU